CCUAUUUUCAGGUUCUCUUCCCUCCAUUACUACCUCUUCCCCGGUACCAUAAAAUCCCGGGAUAUGAGCCGAAAGAGGCAUCAGCUGGUCCCUGAGACCUUUGGCGUUAAGAGGCGGCGGAAGCCAGGGCUUGUGGAGUCGGAUCCUCUUCUGGGUGAGCCAGGGUCGGCGCGCGCGGCUGUCUCAGAGCUCAUGCAGCUGUUCCCGCGAGGUCUGUUUGAGGACGCUCUGCCGCCCAUCGUGCUGAGGAGCCAGGUGUACAGCCUCGUGCCUGACAGGACCGUGGCCGACCGGCAGCUGAAGGAGCUUCAAGAGCAGGGGGAGAUCAGAAUCGUCCAGCUGGGCUUCGACUUGGAUGCCCAUGGAAUUAUCUUCACUGAGGACUACAGGACCAGAGUCCUCAAGGCCUGUGAUGGCCGACCGUAUGCUGGGGCAGUGCAGAAAUUUCUAGCUUCAGUACUUCCAGCCUGUGGGGACCUUAGUUUCCAGCAGGACCAAAUGACACAGACCUUUGGCUUCAGGGACUCAGAAAUCACGCAUCUGGUGAACGCCGGAGUCCUCACCGUCCGAGAUGCUGGGAGCUGGUGGCUAGCUGUGCCUGGAGCUGGGAGAUUCAUCAAGUACUUUGUUAAAGGGCGCCAGGCUGUCCUUGGCAUGGUCCGGAAGUCCAAGUAUCGGGAGCUGCUCCUAUCAGAGCUCCUGGGCCGGCGGGCUCCUGCCGU
Chlorocebus sabaeus (green monkey) is the source of this 722-nucleotide messenger RNA. It is a transcript of the gene WHR1, whose product is annotated as winged helix repair factor 1. Gene Ontology annotation, biological process: positive regulation of Ras protein signal transduction. NCBI's taxonomy places the organism in Eukaryota, Metazoa, Chordata, Mammalia, Primates, Cercopithecidae. The record is from RefSeq and is marked validated.